GGUGUUUUCUUGAUUGAAUAUUAUAGUAGGGCUAAUCAAUUAGAUUAAUCAGUUUCAUUCGGAUCGUUCAGCAGAGAAGUUUAGCUAAGUGAAAAUGGUGAUUAUACGCUACUACUGCCCACUGGAGGAGCAAAAACGGCAGCAAUUGUUGCAGAGUUUCCGUAAAGUAAACGCGAGCGUGUCGGAUCUGCAGGUGGAGAAAUGCUACCACGUGCAAAAUACGAAGUAUAAACAGUUCCCAGCGGAGGUUGAGGAACGCUUGCGGUGGAUACUGAAGGGACCACAGGAAGCGAAAGACCGUCUUUCAAGUGGGCCACGUUUAUCGAAGGCGAAAGCAAACCAGGAGUUGUUUGAAGUCGGACCGCGGUUUAAUUUUUCAACAGCUGAUUCAACCAACAGUGUCAGCAUUUGCCAAAAUGUUGGCUUGACUUUUAUCGAUCGAAUCGAAGUGUCCCACCGAUAUUUGCUUACGCUGGAGAAGGGCUUAUGCUCAAAAGCAGAGCUUGAGCUGCUGAUCGACGCGGUGUGCGAUCGGAUGACGCAAUGUCAGUACACAGAGGCAAACAUUCCGAAGAAUGAUUUUUAUGAGAGCUUUAAUCAACCCACCGAACGGUGGUAUGUGGUUCCCAUUUUGGAAAAGGGUAAGGCCGCCCUGAAGGAAGUAAAUGAAAAACUUGGUCUCGCCUUCGACGAGUGGGACAUGCAGUACUACACAAAUCUGUUUCAGAACGUGCUGAAACGGAACCCGACCAAUGUGGAACUGUUCGAUUGUGCUCAGUGUAAUAGUGAACAUUCUCGGCACUGGUUUUUCAAGGGAAAAAUGAUCUUGGACGGCAAGGAGGAGCGUCAGUCGUUGAUUGAGAUGAUCAUUGACACUCAGAACCAUUCCAAUGAAAAUAACACGGUGAAGUUUAGCGAUAACAGCAGUGCAAUCAGAGGCUACAUACAUAAGGACCUGCGAACAGAUCAAUUCAACGUAUCGGGGCCAUUGAAAUUGCAAACAGUGUGUUCGGAUUUGAUUUUUACGGCUGAAACGCACAAUAUGCCGACGGCGCUAUCGCCGUUCAGUGGGGCCACGACCGGAACGGGUGGUCGAAUCCGGGACGUGCAGAGCAUCGGCCGAGGAGGUCUGCCGAUUGCCGGAACCGUUGGUUACUGCGUCGGUAUGUUGAACAUUCCGGGCUAUCAUUUACCGUACGAACAGCAGCUUGAGUAUCCACCUUCGUUUGCCAGCCCGCUGAAGAUUUUGAUUGAAGCCAGUAAUGGAACUUCCGAUUAUGGUAAUAAGUUUGGGGAACCGGUUAUUUCCGGUUUUGCGAUGUCGUUCGGAGCUGUGACGGAGGACCGCGAGCGGUUGGAAUAUGUGAAACCGAUUUUGUUCAGCGGCGGAAUCGGGACGGCAGAUUCGGGUCUGACUGCUAAACUGAACCCAAAGCCCGGCAUGCUGUUGGCUAAGCUUGGUGGUCCGGUCUAUCGGAUUGGCGUGGGAGGUGGUGCUGCCAGUUCGGUUGAUGUUCAGGGUGAUAACAAUAAUGAAUUGGAUUUCAAUGCUGUUCAGCGUGGGGAUGCGGAGAUGGAAAAUAAGCUGAACCGUGUGGUUCGAGCGUGCGUCGAAAUGGGCGAUUGGAAUCCUAUUCAGGCGAUUCACGACCAAGGUGCCGGUGGCAAUGGAAAUGUUCUGAAGGAGCUGGUUGAGCCGGGUUCUGCAGGGGCGGUGAUUUUUACGAAAGAAUUCCAACUGGGCGAUCCGACCAUCAACGUGAUGGAACUGUGGGGUGCCGAAUAUCAGGAGAACAAUGCCGUUCUGGUGAUUCCGGAGCAGCAGGACAUGCUGGAAGAGCUCUGCGAACGUGAACGGUGCCCGCUUAGUAUCGUCGGUGUCGUUACCGGGAAUGGAUACGUGUCACUGGUGGACGAACCGGCUGGCGAUUUCAGCCGUUACCGGGAUCGGUCUAAGCGCCAAGAAUGGGGCGAGCUGCCAUUCGAUAUGCACUUGGAUCAUGUGCUCGGUAAAAUGCCACAAAAGGAGUUCAGAUUGCAGCGAAAAACGAUGACGCUACGGGAAUUCGAUACCAGCAAGCUUUCGCUGACGGAGGCACUCAACCGGGUGCUGUCUACGGUUACCGUCGGCAGUAAGCGGUUUUUGACAAAUAAGGUGGACCGCUGCGUAACCGGUCUGGUAGCACAACAACAAUGCGUCGGUCCGCUGCACACACCACUGGCGGAUUGUGCCAUAACGGCGGUAUCGCCGUUCGGCCUGGAGGGUAUCGCCAGCUCGAUCGGAACGCAACCCAUCAAGGGGCUGGUGAACAAUCUGGCCGGUGCACGGAUGUCGGUAGCGGAAGCCGUUUCGAAUCUGGUGUUUGCCGGUAUCAGCACACUGGCCGACGUUAAGUGCUCCGGCAAUUGGAUGUGGGCAGCGAAGCUGGAAGGCGAAGGUGCCAAACUGGUGGACGCUUGCAAGGCGAUGUGUGCCGUGAUGCGGGAACUGAACAUUGCGAUCGACGGUGGCAAGGAUUCGCUCUCGAUGGCCGCACGGGUGCGGAAUGAAACCGUCAAGAGUCCGGGAACUCUUGUCAUCUCUACUUAUGCGCCCUGCCCCGAUGUGAGGGUUAAGGUUACACCGGAUUUGAAAGCAGCAGGGUUGGCAACGGAAACAACCUUACUAUUCAUCAACAUUGAGAAUAAAUUCCGACUCGGUGGAUCAGUGCUGGCGCAGUGUUUCGGUCAACUCGGAAUGGAAACUCCGGAUUUGGAUAAAACUGACGUUUUAGUGCAAGCUUUCACCGUAACCCAAUCACUGCUGAAGAACGGAAAGCUGCUAUCCGGUCACGACGUAAGCGAAGGAGGUCUGUUAACGUGCGCCCUGGAGAUGGCAUUUGCCGGUUUGGCCGGCAUCAAGCUUGAUCUGACUGAAGUCUUCAGCAAAUGUGGCAAACAAUUCGGCCCGAAUGCCGGCCAAGCAGCGAUGCACAUUCUGUUCGCCGAAGAGUGCGGUUGGAUUGUCGAGGUGAAAUCCGACCUGGUUGCAGAGGUAAGCGAUGCGUAUCAUUCCGCUGGCGUCCCUUGUUUCGUAUUAGGCCAAGCCUACAAAACGGACAUUCACGACGACGGCUCAGUCUCGGUGGUGAUGCGAGGUCAACAGCUACUGAAAACGAGUGUGCUGAGCUUGUUCAAACAAUGGGAGCGAACAAGUUUCGAGUUAGAAAAGCUCCAGAUGAAUGAACAAUGUGCAAUUCAGGAAUAUGCCAGCUUGGACUUCCGAUGUGGCCCAACUUAUUCUUGCUCGUUCAACCCCGACUUGGUUUACGCUGCUAAGCUGAUUGGAGCCAAACCACGGGUAGCCGUCAUUCGUGAGGAAGGAACCAAUGGAGACCGCGAAAUGCGCGCAUCAUUAUACGAGGCUAACUUCGACGUGUACGAUAUCACCAUGAGUGAUUUAUUGAGUAGAAAAACCGCUCUAGAUAAUUAUCGAGGAGUUAUAUUCCCCGGAGGAUUCAGCUACGCAGAUACGCUUGGCUCCGCUAAAGGUUGGGCCGCGUGUGUUUUGUUCAGCGAAAUCCUUGCGCCUCAGUUCAAGCAUUUCCGAGCAAGAAAAGAUAGCUUUUCGCUGGGUAUCUGCAAUGGUUGCCAAUUGAUGAGUUUGAUUGGCUGGGUUGGUGCAGAUUUGACGACACACUCCGUUGACAUUCCGGAUGUUGCUUUGCUGCACAACAAAUCCGAACGUUAUGAAUGCCGAUGGACCACCCUGAAAAUUGCCCCCAGCAAUUCCAUAAUGUUGAACAAACUAACCGGCAGUGUGCUCGGUUGUUGGGUCGCCCAUGGCGAAGGCCAAUUUUCGUUUAAAUCACCGACCGUUCUGAGCCAGUUGAAGAGCAAUAAUUGCAUCGCCGUGCACUAUGUGGACGACAGCGGAAAGCCUACGGAGGUGUAUCCGAUGAAUCCGAACGGUAGCGUUGAAGGUAUUGCCGGUAUAUGCUCGCCCGAUGGGCGACAUCUGGCGAUGAUGCCACAUCCGGAACGGUGCACGAAAAUGUGGCAGUGGCCUUACGUUUCCAGUGGAUUCCAACCGCAGAUCUCACCGUGGCACUCGAUGUUCGUCGAAGCGUAUAAGUGGUGUAACUCUGAGUAAAGGUGUAUUACCGCGUUCUUUUAAGGGUUCCUUAUUUCUAAGUGAAAUAUAUAAUAAAUA
Sabethes cyaneus is the source of this 4192-nucleotide messenger RNA. RefSeq names its product phosphoribosylformylglycinamidine synthase (gene Pfas). The coding region runs from base 95 to 4132 and encodes 1345 amino acids. The record is from RefSeq and is a predicted model, not a curated record. Gene Ontology annotation, molecular function: phosphoribosylformylglycinamidine synthase activity. Gene Ontology annotation, biological process: 'de novo' IMP biosynthetic process. NCBI's taxonomy places the organism in Eukaryota, Metazoa, Arthropoda, Insecta, Diptera, Culicidae. The transcript has 2 exons.